Messenger RNA from Hyaloscypha bicolor E, 363 nucleotides. RefSeq lists its product as uncharacterized. NCBI's taxonomy places the organism in Eukaryota, Fungi, Ascomycota, Leotiomycetes, Helotiales, Hyaloscyphaceae. The transcript has a single exon. The annotation marks the transcript as partial. The record is from RefSeq and is a predicted model, not a curated record.
AAAGAUCAAGCCUUUGUUUUAAUAAUGUCUUCCUUUAUAUCAGGUAAUAAGCGAGUUGAGAGGCUAAGGAAAAGGCCUAAGGAGACUUCUUCUAAAGCAAAGACUAUACGAAAGCCCUUUGGUAAAGAGCCUGUCAAAGUACUCUCGAUUCCUGCAAUUGCGGACGGAUAUAAUUAUUAUAUAGGAGCAGUUAACGAGUUUGAUUACUUGACUGCUCAGAAUUCUGGUUUACGGUACGUAGAACGUAGAGGGCACCAAGCACUUGAGCACUGGCUACUUUAUACGGUUCUAAUUAACUGCUAUUUACUUGCUUUAUACAGUAAUAUUCCAGAGCCUCGGCAAGUAAGCUUUAGAAGUCAAUAG